Molecule: messenger RNA, 963 nt
Organism: Ambispora gerdemannii
Lineage: Eukaryota; Fungi; Glomeromycota; Glomeromycetes; Archaeosporales; Ambisporaceae
Source: the annotation of a GenBank genome assembly
AUGGGCAAUUGCCUGGAUAAACUCCAAGGAAAUGGAACAAAUUCCGACCCACGUUCAAUCAUUAUUCCCUUAACGGGUGCUUCCUCAGUCGACAAUAGUCAAUGUGUUUCCUUCGAGUCGGAGCAAUCAAAUAACAAUAGCGGCAACCAUCCGCAUAAGCAACGAAAAGCUUCGUUGUAUGCUAGUAAUGAUCAUUUAUCUAUGUUGCACGCUCUGUUUAAAUACACUUGGCAAGCAAAUUUUCUUGCACCCGUUCAUGAGAAACUCGAAUUUGGAAAUGCACGAGUUUUAAAUCUAGGGCGCCACACGGGGGAAUGGGUAUUGGACGUCUCUGAUAAAUACCCACUCGCCAAAGUGUGGGGAAUCGACACAUCGAACUUUUCAUCAAAUUUCUCUGCAUCAAUACCAUUAAACUCUGUAUUUCUACAUAUUGAUGUUCUCAAAGGAUUGCCUUUUGCCGAUAACACGUUCGAUCUCAUUCAUACCCAAUGUUUAACAUUUACAUUUACCGAGAUCGAAUGGGAAAAGGUAAUGAAGGAAUUUUUACGAGUGCUAAAACCAGGAAUUGGUUGGCUAAGUCUCCUGGAAAUCAACUUAUUUUAUACAAACGAAGGUCCCAGCACCGCUAAACUUACAGACCAAAUGAGGUUGUUUCUUAAAGAAAAGAAAAUAAAUCCUGAUAUUGCAAUUCUACAAGAAAAUUUGUUACACGCAUCAAAUCAAUUCACUGAGAUUCAAGUCCACGAAAGAUUUCACACUCUGGAAAGUAACGUUAGUCGUGCGGGUGAGAUUGCUGCAAAGGAAUUUGCACUGACAAUGUAUGCUUUAGGUAGGGAACUGUCUGACUUUAUGGGAUUAGAUAAUGAAGAAUUUAUGUCUUUAGUAGAAUCAAGUGUCAAAGAAUUUAAUGCUUAUAAGACUAGAGCUAGACAGACUAGGAUAAUAGCAAGGAAAAAUCUUUAA